Messenger RNA from Dipodomys spectabilis (banner-tailed kangaroo rat), 1320 nucleotides. RefSeq names its product transmembrane protein 80 (gene Tmem80). Gene Ontology annotation, biological process: non-motile cilium assembly. Lineage: Eukaryota; Metazoa; Chordata; Mammalia; Rodentia; Heteromyidae. Bases 1 to 501 code for a protein of 166 amino acids. The record is from RefSeq and is a predicted model, not a curated record. The transcript is spliced from 5 exons. Gene Ontology annotation, cellular component: ciliary transition zone.
AUGGCGGGAGGGCGCGGAGGGGCCGCCGGGAGCGCGGGAGGCGCGGCGGCAUGGUGGCGGCCGCGGGCGCAGGGAGAAGCCCCCUGGACGUGGCGCCCCGCAGCUGACCUCCCAUCAGUCCCUCUUCAAAUGCUGUUCCAUCUCAGUGCCCUGUACUACGCCCUGUACUUCCUAGCCACGCUUCUGCUGAUCGUGUAUAAGAGCCAGGUUUUCAGCUAUCCCUGGAGCUGCCUGGCCCUUGAUCUGACACUGUUACUUCUGAUGGGGGUUCUGGAGGGAGCCCAUCUGUACCUGGGCACCAAGGGCAACCUGAUGCAGGCUGAGGUGCUGCUGGCCACCAGCCUGGCCCUCACAGUGGGAGGCAGCGUCCUCUCGGUCCACUUCAUGCUCUGGCAGACCCUGGUGCUGUGGGUGGACUCAGUUCUGAGCACUGCUCUCCUGGCCCUGCAAGGCCUGGAGGCCGCCCUGCAGGUGGUGACCACGGCUGCCUUCAUCAGGUAGAUGAGCCAGCUCAGCCCCCUCCGCGGCUCCCGGGUGCACAGCGUCCGACCCACUUGAUCUAGACGGUUUGGUUUGGGUUUUGAUUUUUUUUUUUUCAUGCCAGAAUUGAGGCCUUGGACUCAGGGUGUGGUGCUCUACCACAUGAGCCAGACCUCCACACCUGGCUUUGUAGAUGGUUUGGGGUGGCCUACAAAUCUUAGGUGGGGUAAGCAUUGUGAGUCCAGGGCAAAACAAACUGUUGAGACAUGAAAGUGUUGAGAAUGGUGACUGUGGGGGGAAGGGGGAAGGGUAGCCUCAGGUCUGCCCAGGAAGGUCCCCUGGCUGGAGGCCUGGCCUCAGCAGCGGGGCCCAGCGGGAGGCAGGCCUUUACAGAGUGGCCUGCCAGCAGCUCCACCCUGUCACCACAGAGAAACAGCCCCACCCUCAGCCAGCCCACCCGGGAUGCCUGCUGCCCAUCCCCCACUUGUGUUUUCCUCACACAGAAGUUCUUGGCAUCGCAGGUUUCCGCACCGGCCCCAGUUCGUGUUCUGAGAGCCCUUGGUGCUCUGCUUCCAGGCCCCGCCCCAGGCCUGGCCCCCCUCUGGCUCCUGCAAGUGCAUCUCCUCUGGCUGUUUAGCUCUUACUGCUUAAGUGGCACCCCUGACCUGCUUUGUUUUUAUUUUGCAUUAGGAUUUCAGUAACUUUGCCCAAGCUGGCCUCAAACUCAAUCCUCCUGCCUCCCAAGUAGCUGGGAUUCAGGUGUGAACCUCAUGCCUGCUAAGCAGUGUGUGUGUGUGUGUGUGUGUGUGUGUGUGUGUGUACUUGAACUCGGCCUGAACC